Cornus florida is the source of this 1727-nucleotide messenger RNA. RefSeq lists its product as uncharacterized. The record is from RefSeq and is a predicted model, not a curated record. The coding region runs from base 774 to 1430 and encodes 218 amino acids. Lineage: Eukaryota; Viridiplantae; Streptophyta; Magnoliopsida; Cornales; Cornaceae. The transcript is spliced from 3 exons.
CACGUAUCCUCCACUAUAGUACAUCGGAUGGAUUCCAUCACUCACACGUCUGUCCGUCUGUAUUGUGCAAUUGAACACGCAUCUUUUGCUAUAUCACAGUAGAUAUAUCCCAUCACUCACGGUGGGUGAGUGAUGGGAUUCGCUUGAUGUGGUACAACACGCUUAGAUAUGGGAGAUUUUUUAUUUUUUAAGUAAGAAGUGUGCACAAACAGUGUAUGAGGAGGGGGAAGGCUUUUGUCAGUCAAAAGCUUCAUUAUAUUACUGAGAGAUAAUGGAGAGAAGAAGAAACCUUUAAUAGAAAAGGAUGGGAAAAGAAAAAAAAAAUUCCUGUGAAGAAAAGGGUGUUGCAGAGGAUCUUAACAGUCCACAAGAACAUGGCUAAAUUUAAAAAAGGGAAUCAUUUCUGAGGGAAAAGUGAAAAUAUUCAUUUAAAUAAGAUAUAAACACUAGACAGAAAGUAAUAUUUUCAUGACUAAUAUACAAAAAGUAGAUUCUCUGUUUUAAUACUUUUUAUCCUUCAAAUUCCCUCUUAUCAUCAAAAUCACCACCCUGAAUUUCCUUCCCCUUGAUUUGAAACACCAAACCAGGAAAGGGAAUAGAAAGAAAAUGAAGAGGUUGAAGAAUUUACAUCUUCUUCAUGUUCUCCUCCUUGCCCUCUGCCUUUUCUUCCCAACAUCUGUAACCAAACAGACCCCAACAAGCUAUUGUGGCAAAAUCAGAUCCAAAACUCUUUAUUUCCUCAAAACUCAACAAAUCCAUCACUUUUGAAUCAAAUGGUCCUCUGUAAAUCUCAGAAACUAUACUUCAGAACCUCUCUUGGUCUCUUCCCUAUCUCCUCCAUUGAUUACAAAAGUAAGCAACUCACCAUCUCUCACACUUUUUGUUCUUCUUCACUCCACUUUGUCUCUCCUUCACUUCUUUCAGCUGGUUUCCCAAGGCCCGAGUCCAAUUCUCUGCUUCUCUUCAACUGUUCAAAAAAUAGAGAUCAUUUGUUGCCACUUAUAAGUAAUUGCACUCACUUGCAUGGUUGUAAAGCUUAUUCUGAUCUUGGUAAUCAAGAACUUGAAGGGUUCUCUUCUUGUUUACUUGUGGAUGAUCUUGAGAAAAUGAAGGAGGGUUUUGAUCCAAAAGAUUUGAAUUGCUCACAUUACAGCAGAGUAUAUAGAAGGAGUACUUUAGUUGAUGGUGACUUUGAAGGAUUUGAGUUGGGGACAAGGAUUUCUUUUGAUAUUCCUGAUCAUGUACCAAAUAUAUGUGAUGAGUGUCAAAAGCCUAAUGGGAAUUGUGGGGUUGGAUUGAGGUGUGUUUGCCAUCCAAAAGAGUGUAAAGAUAAAGUCGUAUCUAUUGCUGUGACAAUGAACCCUUUUGGUAAUAUCCUCUUCUCUUUGCUUCCCUUCACUGUUGCAGUGAUUCUAUUCAAGGGUUAUUGAGGCUGAUCAAGGUAGAACUGCAUCUGAGUUGUUUGCUGUUUCGAAUCCGAAACGAGCUCGAAAGUCGAGACACUGGUCCUUCCUGUGCUAUGACUUUCUAGGCAAGUUCUUACGUUCUGGCUUUUCUCACCAAUGUAAUAUUCUGACUAUGAAAGAUAUACACAUAAACUCUGCAUAAUUUGAGACUCUUGAGUUGAUGGUUCAUUCAAACUGUAUGCUAGUGAAUUUAUCUUUACCACCAGUUUGUAUCAACAUUGAAGCUUCACUGAAUUCAUUGGAUGAAGAUGAACACCUCAA